GUUAAGAGUCGAAAGAGAGAGAGAAGAAUUCAAGAAAGCGCUGGGCCUCUGUGGUUCUUCUAGGGUUUAAGAGAGAGAGAGACAGAGAGAGAUUCCAAUUGCUUUUUCGCUCUGAUCCGGUCCCAACAAAUGGCAUUCUGGGGAAUCGAAGUAAAACCCGGGAAGCCCUAUACUCAUAAAUCUGACGACUCGAAUGGACGGCUACACAUAUCGAUGGCAACACUGGCGCUUGGUACUGCCACAGCGAAAAGUGUACUUCAAUGUAAUGUGGGAAAAAGGAGUCCUGUUUAUCUUUGCGCUUUGUAUCCUGUGAAUUCUGAGUCGUUGCAACUAAAUUUGGAAUUUGAGGAGGCAGAUGACGUUGUUUUCUCUGUUAUUGGUCCUCGAAGCGUUUUCCUCACUGGUUACUAUCUGCGCAGUGCUGGGCAUGAGUUAGAACCCUGUGGGGAAGAUAUUGCUGACACUGAAACAGAGAGGUCUGAGGAUAGUGAUGAAGAUGAGUAUGAAAAUAGUUUUAUCAACGAUGAUGAUCUGGAAGUGUACCCACCUUCUCCCAUUUCCGAUGGUGGAGAGAUAUUGGAUAAUGAGAAACCUAAGAAAAGGAAGGACAGUCGUAGACGGCUUAGGAAGAGGUAUCAAAUCCGUGAGUCUGACGAUGAGGGGUGUUCUCAACAAAAAGAUAUGGUGAAUGGUAGCGGCAAUGAGCUAGUAUUGCAAAGUGAAGAUGAUGACAUCGUCCCAAUUUCUUCUCUCUACAAGAGUAAAACCACAGCAAAGAAAACAAUAGAGGAAGUAGAAGGCAACGCUGACAACGAAACAAGUGAAACCAGUAAUAAGAAGACAGAAGAUGAUGGAAAUUAUGUUAUUGAACCUACAAGAAAAGCUGACUACAUUGUUGUGGGUCUGCCGAAGUUUACCAUAGAAAAAACAACAGAGGAAAUAGAAGGAAAGACUGAUGAGGUAACACCUGAAACCAGUGACAAGAGGGCAGAAGAUGGAAUUUAUGCUGAUCAGCCAAAAAGAAAAGCCCAUGACGUUUUUAUAGAUGGUCAGUCUAAAACUACCAUUAAGGAAAGAACAGAGGAAGUAGAUGGCAGAGCUGACAAGGGAACAGGUGAAACGAGUUACAAGAGGACAGAACUUGAACUGCCAGAUACUUUUAUGCUGCCUUCCACUGAAGUGGGCCAUGAAGGUGGUGAGAGGCCAAAGAAGAAAAGGAAACAACGGGAAGAGGAGAAGACUUAUGAAGCUGAAAGUAAGCAUAACAAUUUUGUUAAGGAGGAUAAAGCCCAGCAAAAUGAGUCAAAUGCUGAGAACAAGUUCCAAUAUUUUCCUUUAAGAGAUACGGCAGCCAAUGAUAACAGGGAAGCUGAAUUGCUGGAUAAUUUUUUGCUGCCUUCCACUAAAGUUGGGGCUGAAGAUGGUGAAAAUCCAAAGAAGAAAAGGAAAACACGCCUCAAGGAGGGGAAAGCAUUUGAAGCUGAGAGUAAGGACAUCAAUAUUGUUAAAGAGGAUAAAGUGCCUCAAGAUGUGCUCAAGGCUGACAAUAUGAUCCUAGGAUCUCUGAGUUUAGACAGCAAUGUUCAUGAAUUUGAUAAUGAAAAUCAUUCCAAGGAGAAGACUAUUAAGAAGAAGAAAAAGAGUAGAAUCCAGGAGAAUGUGGAAGCUGUGAACAUGAAUAUAUCCCUUCUGUCAGCAGACAAGAUUGAGGAGAAGGAAGUUAAUGACAAGUCGUCUCAAGUUCAGACCUUGUCUGAUGGAUUAAUGAUUGAGGUGCUAGAAAUGGGUAAAUCAGACAGCAAAGUUGCUGCUUCUGGGAAAAAGAUCAGCAUCAAUUACAAUGGCAAGUUGAAGAAGAAUGGAGAAUCAUUUGAUUCAAAUGUUGGUGCUGCUCCCUACAAGUUUCGCCUAGGUGUGGGAAGAGUGAUCAGGGGUUGGGAUAUCGGUCUUGAUGGUAUGCGAGUAGGUGAAAAGAGAAGACUUGUCAUCCCACCAUCAAUGGCUUUUGGGAGUGAAGGAAGUGGGGAAAACGUACCACCAGACUCAUGGCUGGAAUAUGAUGUGGAAUUGGUUAAAGUCCACUGAUUGAUUGACCUGUAAAAAACCCAUGUGUUCCUUACUGAGAGCUGCCUUUUUGUGUUUUGUUCAUAUCUGUUUUGGGAUGAAAUUAGGCAGCCGUUUGUCUCUCACUUAUAGUUGGUUCUCAUUGAUUUUGAUUCAACUUUCAUAGCAAAUUAUAGAAGAUACUUCGUUUAACUUAAUGUCCUGUUGUGAAAAGGUUCUUGAGGCAGGCUUUGUAAAAGAAACCACAGGCUGGAUGUUGGUGCAGCCAAGAGUAAUUAUAAUGGUACGCACGUUUUACCAUUCUCACCUAUUUAUGUAUAAAGUCACUUUGGACUUGUGCAAAAUCGUGACGAAAUUGCGGCAAAUUUUGUUGAAAGACUUGUGUUACGCUUUCUUAGCUAUGUUAUGUAUGAAUGAUAUGAGAAGACUGAGCAAAGUGCUUCAUAUAUAGUUAA
Molecule: messenger RNA, 2519 nt
Organism: Corylus avellana
Lineage: Eukaryota; Viridiplantae; Streptophyta; Magnoliopsida; Fagales; Betulaceae
Product: peptidyl-prolyl cis-trans isomerase FKBP43
Molecular function (GO): peptidyl-prolyl cis-trans isomerase activity
Source: RefSeq, a predicted model, not a curated record